GUCCACCUCUGAAGAUGACAUGUCAUCUUACAACACAGUGGCCAAAUUUCUUCUCGAGUGUUUCACACGGAUCCCUGCCAGAACCUGCCAACUUCUUUUGCAGCAGGUGUUUUUGGAGCCUUUCUCCCAUGUCUUGGGUCAAGCAAAGUCCAAAAAGGUCCUGCUUACUGUGGCUCAAUCUGACGUGAAGUACCUUAACUGUGUACAUCGGCUGGGACUCGUCCUGGGUAUCACAGAGUGGGGGAAGGACUACCAGAAAAAAAUGAACCAACCACAGAACCCAACUGAGCAGAGGCACUCACCACCCUUAGACUACACCAAGUCUAAUCUGAUGGAUUCUGAGAGCAGCAGUGCAUCAGCUCUGAGUGAAUGUGGUGAUCUUGACCUUGAGGAUCAUUCUGACCACAGCCUACAACAAGUUGACGGUGACCAAGGAGAUGCUGAGGAGGAAGACGAUGAAGAGUUUUAUGAGUUGUCUUCUGUGCCCAAAGCAGAGACCUCCAGCUUUGAAACAGAAGGAGCAUGUGGGGAGGAACACGCUGUGGUAUCAGAUAGUAACGAAACAGACUCUUUUCUCAGUGAGUCAGAAGCCACAUUAAGUAUCCAAAGAUCCAUCAUUGAGGACAUCAGGAAAAAUGAGUUUGGCAUUGGUGUGGAGUUGACUGCUGAAAGCCAGAAGCUGAUGGAGGUCCACCAGGAGAGACUGGGCCGGAGCUUGGACCGACUCUCCACUGAACUCUACAGCAAAGACACACACUUUGUCCUGGAACUCAUUCAGAAUGCAGAUGACAACAGUUAUCCAGCGGACCCGGGUUUUGUCCCAUCAUUGGCCUUUGUAGUGGAGAGAGACUGCAUCACUAUUCUCAACAAUGAGACUGGAUUUCAGGAGACGAACAUCAGGGCCAUCUGUGAUGUAGGUCGCAGCACUAAAGGCAAACACAAAUAUGGAUACAUAGGACAAAAGGGAAUCGGCUUUAAAUCAGUGUUCAAGGUCACAGACUGUCCUGAGAUUCACUCAAAUGGUUUUCAUUUGCACUUUGACAAGACCUGUGGCCCCAUGGGAUACAUCCUCCCCCACUGGACUGAAGACGAGAGACCCAUGGACACACAGCUGAGUGAUGUCACCAAGCAAAGCUGGACCACUAAGAUCUGCCUUCCUCUUCGCUCUGAGUGCCAUCAGACCAGAAAUCUCUUUCACGACGUGCACCCCUCUCUGCUGCUAUUUCUGCACCGCCUGCGCUCCAUCACCAUCUACAGUCAGAGUGAGAAGCGCCUUAUGGCAAUGACCCGUAAAGACUUGAGUCACAAUGUUCUGGAGGUGGAGCACACAGAGGGCACAGAGCGCUGGCUGGUGGUCAGAUGCACUUUGCAGCCCCGUAAGAUUAAAGAUGAUGUUGAGUCCACUGAGCUCGCCCUGGCUUUCCAGCUCGGCAGUGACAUCACAGGAAGCGAUACCAUUUGUCAGCCUCAGAAACAGCCCGUGUUCGCCUUCCUGCCCCUUCGCAGUUUUGGCUUUCGCUUCAUUAUCCAAGGUGACUUUGACAUCCCUUCUUCUAGAGAAGAUGUAGACAGAGACAGCUCGUGGAACCAGUGGCUUCGAUCUGAGAUACCCCAACUCUUCCUCCAGGCCAUGGAUGUCUUCACUGACCACCCAGAGUUCAGUGGGCUAAAGGGUCUUUGCCACUUCCUCCAGUUUGUCCCUUUGCCAGAUGAGGUGUUGGAUUUUUUCAAGCCUGUUGCUGGGCAGAUUAUACAGUUGCUGAAAGGCAAAGCCUUUCUGCCUACACUUAGCUCAGGUGGCAAAGUUGUCUACAAGCUGCCGUCCCAGGUGGCCAUCUGUCAGGAUGCUGUGAUCCGCGAUGUGAUUGGCGUAGAUGAGCUCGACAGGCAUCUGUCUCUGUCUUAUCUCCACCCCAGUCUUCAUCCUGCCCCGCCCGCCCCUCUGCUCACUCACCUGGGAGUGCGAAACCUGAGGGGAUCUGAUGUCACCGCGGUAACCACAGCCAUGGCCAAGGAGUUGAUGCAAGUAGAAGGCAUCCAUUCAAAUGCUGGCCUGCGUCAAUUGGCCAGGUUGCUAGUUUGCAACUUUCGUGCACUGGAGCACGGCUAUGGUGAGGAAGAAUCCAUCCUGCAGGCUCUGAGGGAUCUACCCAUAAUCCCACUGGCCGAUAAGCGUUUGGUGGCACUGGGCCAGGAGGAGGUGUUCUUCCCAAUGGAAGAAACCAAGAGCAAGAAAAGGACUGCUCAGUCUCAGAAUGGACCGCUGUCUGCAUUGUACAAGGACAUCAGCGUAGUUCAUCCGUCUCUGCUGAGCUGUGUGGAGCCUCUAGAAGGUCAUCAGGUCCGAGAGCUACUAAAAAGGCUCGGCGUUCAUGAGCUGGAGCCUCGGGAGUUGCUGGAGAAGCAUAUCUACCCUUCACUACGCAACAACAAGUGGAAGUCUAAGCCGGACGCUGUGGUGGUGAGUUACCUGGUGUUCAUGAAGCAGCACAUCUCCUCCAGCCAGGAGUGCAUGGAUACAGUUCCCGUCCUCACCAGCAGAGGUCUUCUUUGCCCGUCACAAGACAGAGUGCAUUUCUCUGAAGAGUACGGCAACGUCAACCUCCCAGAGAAACUGCCAGGCUGUGAUUGGGUUUUGCUGAGUCCCUGCUACCUGCAGACAGACGGCGAUUUGGCAGGAUGGAGAUCGCUGUUCACCGAACUGGGAGUCAGAGACGGUCUCAUUAUCCGCAAAGAAAGACGAACGCUCACUGCCGAGGAGCUGGCCUCCAGCCCCUGGUCAGAGGAAAGUGCAAAUUGGCAACAAAAUUCUGAGGAGGGGGUCUGUGUGCUGGAUGACUACAACUGCGAGGAGUUCCACGCUCUGGCCACAGCUCAACUGCCUGACUUCAUCCUCCUGGAGCAGAGACGAGCCUUGUUGGAGUUACUAGCAACUAACUGGGACACCGGGUACCACUACUCUCAGUAUGACACAGCCCACGUGAUUGAUUGCGAUGGACGACCGAUCAGGAACACAAAAUCCUCCUUCUUCCUUUUCAUGCGAAAUUUGCAGUGGGUGCCGGCUUAUUGGCAGCUGGAAGGAGAUACACAGGAGACAAAGUACCUCUGUCCCAAUUCAGUCUACCUGACCUCACCUGAGGUGACCGACGUUCUGGGGACACACGUUUAUUACGUGAAUGUACAGCCCAGCAAGUUCAGCAGAGACCUAGGAAUGAGGCACAGCAUCUCCGUGGAAUCUCUGAUUCAUUACCUGAAGGAAUGGGGUAUGAAACACAAAGGAGACACUCAGGAGUGGAGACAUCUCCGGGACGAGUCCAAGCAGUCUGAUUUUACUUCGACGGUGCAGCACAUCCACAGUGUCUACACCUACUUGCAUACGAACUGUCCCCAGAGCAGCCUUAAGGAGCUCUUCCAGCACACACCUGUUGUAUUCAUAGUUCACAGCAAGCGUGCGGAUAACUGGUGUUCAGGACGCUUCUACCUCCUGAAGGAGGUGUGCUGGAGUGAACCCACAACGCUGUUUCAUCGCUACAAGAUGCUCACUCAAGGACCGGAGAGCUGCGUCCAGCAGCCCAGAAUCCUGGCGCCUUUCUACAGCCCGCUGGAGGGCAUGAGAGACUUCUUCACCAGACUGCUGAAUGUGGAUCCCAGCCCCAAUAUGAAUCAGUAUGUAGGCUUGCUGGAGAUGAUCUGUUCAUCGGCUCCCAUUCCGACGGCUAACGUGCUUCAGGAUGUGUCGCUGAUCUACGCCACACUCGCUCAGAAGUGUAAAAUUCAACUACAUGGGGACAGAGAAAACAUUCCAUCACAGGCUGUGCUCAAUUCCAGUUACUGUUCCACUUUGAGAGGUAUGGUUUCUGACAAAAAGGUCUUCCCCACCAAAGACAACAACUGGGUCACUCUGGGACGUAGACCCAUGAUUUCCGACAGCAAGGAGCUGGACAAGAUCUUUAAACCUCACAAGCAGGUCUGUCUGCUCAACUUGCCACCUGCUGAGAAGAAGACUGCCCACAAGACUGCUGGUCAGCCAGCGGCUGGGGAACGAUCCAAUAGCAUGCCCGUCUUCAGGGAGCAGGAUCGAACCUUGUUUCUGGAGGACAUCUGCGGCAUCCGUCGGCUGUCCCAGUGCGUCCAGACUGAGCCUCAAACUGAGAACCUCAGGCCGUGUCCCACCAUGCAGGCCAUGGUGCGCUCACUGGUGCCCUACAUCCAGAGGUUCCUCUACCACCACGAGGAGCUGGCUGACGUCUACUCCGAGCUGCUGCACGACGACAUCGGAGCGAAAGUCAAGCGGCUCUACUUUGGACAGGUAGGAAAGCUGUACAUUCGUUACCAGCUGGAUGUCACAGACAGUGAAGAUGCUGUGGUGGAGCUGCAGGAUGUGAUCUGUCUGCUGAAGGACAAGAAGGAGCUCUACAUCCAGAAAGAUCACCUUUUCAGCAAAGCUUGACAUCUGCAGAGAGCUGGUGACACUGUUCUGCACAGAAAAUCACCACAGGAAAGAGCUAAUGCACUUCCUGAGUGGCCUGAUAACGUCACUCAAU
Messenger RNA from Thalassophryne amazonica, 4544 nucleotides. RefSeq names its product protein NO VEIN. The record is from RefSeq and is a predicted model, not a curated record. The coding region runs from base 20 to 4450 and encodes 1476 amino acids. The transcript is spliced from 27 exons. NCBI's taxonomy places the organism in Eukaryota, Metazoa, Chordata, Actinopteri, Batrachoidiformes, Batrachoididae.